This is a messenger RNA of Monodelphis domestica (gray short-tailed opossum), 3770 nucleotides long. It is a transcript of the gene NGEF, whose product is annotated as neuronal guanine nucleotide exchange factor. The record is from RefSeq and is a predicted model, not a curated record. Gene Ontology annotation, molecular function: protein binding; guanyl-nucleotide exchange factor activity. NCBI's taxonomy places the organism in Eukaryota, Metazoa, Chordata, Mammalia, Didelphimorphia, Didelphidae. Gene Ontology annotation, biological process: activation of GTPase activity.
GGGCCUGUAACUGACUAGAUGUGGGCGGGGCUCUUCCCCUCCGAGGUCAGUUUCCACUUCUGAAAUGCUGGAGGAGGACCUCGCAGUCAAGCGUGGCUCCAGUCCCAGGACCCAAAGGAAGGGCACCCAGGGGUGCUGGAGCAGAGUCCUGCUGGCUCACUGGGGAGCUUCGGUUCCCUGAUUUGUAAAAUGGAAAAACUUCCAAAGGCCCCUCUCUGGGGUUCCCCCCCACCUACAUCUUAGGCUUCCAAAGCAGAGAAGCAGUUGAGGUGUCCAGGAUCACCCAGCUAGGAAGUGUCUGAGGCCAGAUUUGAACCCAGGACCUCCCAUCCUUAGGCCUGGCUCUCCACCCACUGAGCCACCCAGCUGCCCCCUCCCUGUGAAUGCUUUACUGGAGACAGUCGAGGGGAAAGUCAGAAUAAGCCCGCUAUGGAUAUCCGGAGCCCGGGGACAGAGCCAAGCUGCUUCUUCUCUCUACAAUGGGAGCCGCACUACCCCGGCAGCCUCCUUCUGGAGACUGCUGGGAGGAAAGAGCUCCGAGACCGAAUAAAGUUCAACACCUUAGACGGCCUCGAGGGCCACUGAACCAAGCCCUCAUUCGACAGAUGAGGAAACUGAGGCCCCAGAAGUGAAGUGACCUACCCAAGGUCACAACAAGCAGGAAAUGGCAAAGCCACCAUCAAGCUCCGCCUGAGAGCCCGGGAAGGGAAGAGACUUGCCCAAGGUCACCAGUCAGCAGGGAGAUGGAACCAAGUCAAAGUCAGUGGCAGCCAGCUGAGCUCUCUCACUCUCACUGGGGCGUCGGUGUUGUUCCCAGCCCUGCCCUGCCCUGCCCGGCCCUGCCUGCUGCUGCCUGCCCAGCCCAGCCCUGUCCUGCCCAGCCCUGCGCUGCGCCGCGCUGCUGCCUCCUCUCGGGGCACUCCCGCUGCUGCUGUGGGCGCUGCGUCGCAGGCUGUGACCGCCGCCUCCCGCCUCCCGCCUCUCCCGUUACCGUGGCAACCCCCAGGAGCCUUCCAGCAGGGCUGCGGCGGCGGCGGCGCGGCGCGGCGGCGGCGGCGGCGGCAGCUUCGCGAGCAGGGGCAGCAGCGGCAGCAGCGGCAGCAGCUCGGGGUCCAGCUAGCGCGCUGCGCCCUCCCUGGCGCCCUCCCUAGCUCCCCAGCUCCCCGCAGCCCGGGCCCCUCAUGGAGUUGCUGGCCGCCGCCUUCAGUGCUGCUUGCGCUGUGGACCAUGAGGGCUCCUCCUCCGAGAGCGACCCCCGGGAGCCGGCGGCGGCGGGACACCUGGCCGGCAGCGAGUCUCCGUCCACCCCUGGCACCGUGGCUACCCCGGACGAGUACCCCGCCCUGGCCGCGGACAGCCCGGCCACGCUCACGGAGGCCCUGAAGAUGAUCCACCCCAUCCCCGCGGACUCGUGGAAGAUUUUCAUCGAGCAGAUCGGGCUCUUGUACCAGGAGUACCGCGAUAAGUCCACGCUGCGAGAGAUCGAGACCCGCCGACUGCAGGACGCGGAGGUCCAAGCGCACACGGACGAGUCCCCCACCAGUGAGGAGACCCCAACGGAGGAGGAGGAGGAAGAGGAAGAGGAGGGGGAGGCGGCCAACUCCAGCACUAAGAAGGCUCUGCCCCAGAUCUGCCUCCUCAAUAAUGCCAACUCCAGGUUCAACCUGUGGCAGGACCUCCCCGAAAUCAGGAGCAGUGGAGUCCUGGACAUCCUCCAGCCUGAUGAAAUCCGGCUCCAGGAGGCCAUGUUCGAACUCGUCACCUCCGAAGCCUCCUACUACAAAAGCUUGAGCCUGCUGGUGUCCCACUUUAUGGACAACGAGCGCCUGAAGAAGAUCCUGCAUCCUUCCGAGUCUCACAUCCUCUUCUCCAACGUCUUGGACGUCAUGGCCGUGAGCGAGCGGUUCCUCUUAGAGCUGGAGCACCGCAUGGAAGAGAACAUCGUGAUCUCGGACGUGUGUGACAUCGUCUACCAGCACGCUGCCAAUCACUUCUCUGUCUACAUCACCUACGUCUCCAACCAGACCUAUCAGGAGAGAGCUUACAAGCAGCUUCUGCAGGAGAAGGCUGCUUUCCGGGAAGUGAUCUCCCAGCUGGAGCUGGACCCCAAGUGCAAGGGGCUGCCCUUCUCCUCCUUCCUGAUUCUGCCCUUUCAGAGGAUCACGCGACUGAAGCUGCUGGUCCAGAACAUUCUAAAGCGGGUGGAAGAGAGCUCGGAGCGGGAGUGCACCGCGCUGGACGCCCACAAGGAGCUGGAAAUGGUGGUCAAAGCCUGCAAUGAAGGUGUCAGGAAGAUGAGCCGGACAGAACAAAUGAUUAGUAUCCAGAAGAAGAUGGAAUUUAAGAUCAAGUCUGUGCCCAUCAUCUCGCACUCCCGCUGGCUGCUGAAGCAGGGGGAGCUCCAGCAGAUGUCGGGCCCCAAGACGUCCCGGACCCUCCGCACCAAAAAGCUCUUCAGAGAAAUCUAUCUCUUCCUCUUCAACGACCUGCUGGUCAUCUGCAGACAGAUUCCCGGGGACAAGUACCAGGUGUUUGACUCGGCUCCCCGCGGCCUCCUCCGGGUGGAGGAACUGGAGGACCAGGGGCAGACUUUGGCCAACGUCUUCAUCCUGAGGCUGCUCGAGAACGCCGAUGACCGGGAGGCCACCUACAUGCUGAAGGCCUCGUCCCAGAGCGAGAUGAAGCGCUGGAUGACCUCUCUGGCCCCGAAUCGGAGAACCAAGUUUGUGUCCUUCACGUCCAGGCUGCUGGACUGUCCGCAGGUCCAGUGCGUCCAUCCCUACGUUGCCCAGCAGCCCGACGAGCUGUCCUUGGAGCUGGCCGACAUCCUGAACAUCCUCGAAAAGACUGAAGAUGGCUGGAUUUUUGGGGAGCGCCUUCAUGACCAAGAGAGAGGCUGGUUCCCGAGCGCCAUGGCGGAGGAGAUCCUGAACCCCAAGAUCCGCUCCCAGAACCUCAAGGAGUGUUUCCGGGUCCACAAGAUGGACGACACCCAACGCAGCCAAAACAAAGACCGCAGGAAGCUGGGCAGCCGCAACCGGCAGUGACAGUAGGAAGCAGGCCACGAGCAGGACCGGGAAGGUGCGGGAGGAAGAUGGCGGCCGGAGGGGGGGCCCGGCUGCGCCCAGGAGCCCCACCCGCCCCCGUGGGGGAGGGGUCGCCCCCCAGCCCCGCCUCGCCGCUUCCCGCCCGUCUUCCCUUUCCUACGUGUGAGCACCCUUUCACUGCAUGGGCAUGAGGGGACCCCGACGCCCCGAGCACCCCCUGCCCCCCGGACCCCCAGCCACUGACUAGGGGAGCCCCCGGCUGCCCACUUCCAGAACCAGAGAAUCCUGCUGUGCAAAGCAGACUCUAAUAGAGGAAAAGCAUGGCCUGGUGGGGCGGGAAAGGGGAGCCAUUAACGCCCCCCCCCCAGGGAGCGCCAGGGGCGGGGAUGGGGGCCCUCCAGGCGUCCCACCCAGCAUGCCGCCCCCCUUCUCAGCUGCUUGUGAUGCAGAGAAACCCCCCCGGACGGCAGGCGGGUCCUCGGGCCCAAGCGGGGCUCCCAAAGGAACUCAGGAGGGUCUGGCCGGAGGCUCUUCGGGGACCCCCCCGGCUGCCCCCCCAACCAAAGCGCCCAGCCCGGGAUCAGAGGAGACAGCAGGGCGUGACGUGGGCUGGCAUGACCGCACGCAUGUUCUGCCGCACCCUCGGGGGCUCCCGCCUCUCCCGCCCUCCGUGUCUCCGUGAAACGGCUUUUUUGGUUUCAUAAAAUACAUUCCACGUGGUGA